AUGACAUCUUUGCAUCACCUUGACUUGAGUAGCGUGGAUCUUUCUAAUGUGCAUGGUUGGCUCCAUGACAUUAAUAUGCUCCCUUCUCUAGUAGUCUUGAAACUCACUGAUGCUCAACUCCAAGCUGGUGCUGGUGGUUUUCAUGAUCAUACUACUUUGCUUCAUCAUCUCAACUUUACGGAGAAGAAGAAUGAUUCUGAAUCAGGAAGCACUGAUGGUCUAAACACACUAAGUUUAGCAAACAACAAGCUGAAUGGCACAAUUCCAGAGAGCAUAGGCCAAUUAUCUCAAUUAUCUCUAUUGAAUCUCUCUUCAAAUUCUUUCGUCAGUGUCUUAACUGAAUCUCAUUUUGCUAAUCUAGUGAACUUGGGGUAUUUGGACUUUUCCUACAACUCUUUCCAAUUGAAUGUAAGUGAUAAUUGGGGCCCUCCUUUCAAUGCCUUUACUAUCCAAAUGUGUUCCUGCAGAGUAGGCCCUAUUUUUCCUGCUUGGCUUGGAAGUCAGACAAUGUUGAGUGAGCUUUGCUUAUCAAAUUCUAGAAUUUCAGGUAGCAUCCCACCAUGGUUUUGGAAUCUUACUCGUUUCAAUUUGCUCGAUUUGUCAAAUAACAAUUUGGAGGGGAGGCUAACAACAUCUUUGGAAAAUUUCAAUCUCCAUCUAGUUGAUUUGAGUUCAAAUAGAUUUGAAGGCCCAUUACCUAAGCUUAAUGCCAAUUAUUUGCUUGUUAUCAAUCUCAAUAACAACCCAUUCUCUGGGUCUAUUCCUUCUUACUUUGCAGUUGCUACUAGGAUUCAAAUUUUCUCUUUCUCUAAUAAUCAUAUCAAUGGCAAAGCAUUCCGUCAUUCUUCUCGCAACCUUACUUUCUUGCAAUUGUUUGACAUAUCUAAUAAUGAUAUGUCUCGAGGACUCCUAGUCGCUGGAAUUCAACAUCAAGCAUUGGAAAUUAUUAAAUUAUCUCACAAUAAUUUCUCGGGUAGAAUUCUCGAUGGCCUUGUGUCUCUCACCAAUCUCCGUUCCUUACAUUUAAGAAACAAUGGUUUCUCCGGAGGACUGUCCUUGUCAUUGAGAAAGGCCAACAAGUUAGAAAUUCUCGAUGUUGGUGAAAACAAAAUCUCUGGUAGCAUACCAACGUGGAUCGGAGAAAAACUUUCAUCUUUAAUUGUGCUUCGCUUGAUAUCAAAUUUAUUCAAAGGCACCAUUCCAAAGCAAUUAUCAAAACUCUCCUAUCUUCAGAUCCUGGACCUUGCACAUAAUGGCCUAUCAGGUUGUAUUACUUAUACCUUUGGAGAUUUCAAAGCCAUGGUAGUCACAAAUCACAGUGAAUUGUUGUCUUUACUCUCUAUUCCACCAACGACAAUGCGCAGUUGUACUUUUCAUGAAAGUUGUACAGGUAUUCAUACAUAUACCACAUUUCCGUACUUUGACUCUCUCUUAAUAAUUGCAAAGGGCCUCCAAAUGGAGUAUUCUAAGCUUCUAUCAUUAGUCACAAGCAUGGACUUAUCAAACAACAAGCUUUCUUAUGAGUUGCCUAAAGAACUCACAAAGCUACAUGGGCUACAUUUCUUGAAUCUUUCUUACAAUCUUUUCAAUGGAAAAAUACCAGAGAGCAUUGGUGACAUGAAACAGCUGGAAUCACUUGAUUUGUUAGAGAACAAUUUAUUUGGUACCAUUCCUUCAGCCUAUAAUUGGAAUCAUGAUCUUUGUGGAUCACCUCUUCAGAAUUGUACUAAUGUGACACAGUACUCCAAAGGUGAAAAUGAGGAAGAAGGAAAAGGUGAUUGGGUAGAGAUGUUAUGGCUUUACAUAGGUCUUGCAACUGGAUUCAUAACUGGCUUUUGGGUGAUCAUUGAGGAGUAUGUGAUUCAGAGAAGGAUAGAGAGGAAGAUGAAGAAGAAUGCUGCUGCCAUUGAUGCUGGGAAACAAGGUGACAGAGCUUCAGAUAAUGAAUCUUUGAAGAAGAAGAACAGAUGGAAUGUUUUGGAUCACAAGGAAGGGAACAGAAUUGAGAAUCAAGACUUGGUUUUCAGUUGCUUCUCUGCUUGA
Messenger RNA from Dioscorea cayenensis subsp. rotundata (Guinea yam), 2043 nucleotides. Its product is annotated as receptor-like protein EIX2. The record is from RefSeq and is a predicted model, not a curated record. Gene Ontology annotation, molecular function: protein binding. The coding region runs from base 1 to 2043 and encodes 680 amino acids. The transcript has 4 exons. NCBI's taxonomy places the organism in Eukaryota, Viridiplantae, Streptophyta, Magnoliopsida, Dioscoreales, Dioscoreaceae.